AUGGCUCUCCUCCACCUCCUCUGCUGCAGCCCCGCCGGCAAUCAGCGAGCGGUGUUCGUCUCGCCUCUGCUCAACUACAUCAACAACACCUACUCCUUCGUCUCAUCUGUGCCUGAAGGAGCAAAGAGCUGCAACUACUCGGAGGGGCAAUGGGUGUGGGCGCCGGGCCAUGCGCGCCGGUACAACGCCACCCAGUGCGACGUGAAGGAGAGCCACGAUUGCAUACGCAACGGGCGGCCAGACACGGGGUACCUCGUCGUGCGCGCUGCCGGCGUUCGACGCCGGGGCGUUCCUCUCGGCGACUCCAUGGCGCGGAACCAGGCGCAGUCCCUCGUCUGCCUCCUCAGCUCCGCGUUCCCGAGCCGGCUCCUUUACCGGGACGAGGGCCAGGGUAAGCAGAAACACAACUUCUGGCGGUACGCGUUCCCGGCGCACGACGUGAGGGUGUCCUUCUACUGGAACCCGUUCCUCGUCAGGGCCACGGGCAAGGCCGAGGACGAGAGCAUCCCCUACAACCACGUGCACCUCGACCAGCCCGGCGACGGGUGGGGCGCCGACGCCGACACGAUCGACGUCGCCGUGCUCGCCGCCGGCCACUGGCUGCUGAACGGCGCCAUAUACUACAACGGCAGCGAGGUGAUAGGCGCGCACAACGCCCCCGCGGAGAUGAAUUACACCGGCAUUGGCUACGCGUGGCCGCUCAGGUGGUGUACCGGACGGCCGUGGAGCGGCUGA
Molecule: messenger RNA, 735 nt
Organism: Miscanthus lutarioriparius
Lineage: Eukaryota; Viridiplantae; Streptophyta; Magnoliopsida; Poales; Poaceae
Source: the annotation of a GenBank genome assembly